CUUUGGUCUUGUUGACUCUUUCGUUCCUUAGAUAGGGGUUCUGCGAACUUUGCACUCGUUUUAACAUUCUAAACACUCUUUUUUUGAUUAUUUCGGGGCUCCCCUUUGACAGGUCAGCCCAUCUCUUUGCAUAUACAACAAGCCGUCUCACAGCCACAAAUCACUAUCACCACCCGACAACAACAGACAAGAUGAAGUACAACGCCAGCCUCCUGGCCCUGGCCGUCGCCACCGUCGCCUCCGCUCGCGAGCUUUCCUAUCAGAGCUUUACCAAGCGCGAAGUACCCCAAGAGCACUCAUACGAUGCUAUCCUGCGCGGCACCAACGCCGCCCUCAAGCUGAACAACCCGCUCAACAUCCAGGACGCUGUUUUCGGCCUGCUCGACAACGCUGCCGCCGCCAAGGGUGCCGGCCAGGUCACCAACCUGGACUGCCUGCAGCAGAUCGUGGCCGACCAGGCCUUUACCAAUGCUAAGGCCGCCGGUGACCUCGACGGCCAGGUCAAUGCUGUGCUGUUCCGCGCCCUCGAGCGCGAGACGAGCCAAGUCGGCCUUGCUAGCGCCAUUUGCGACGAGACAGCGAAGAACCCGGAGAUUGCGGUCGUUCAUCAGCAUCAGGAUCCGGCCAGUGCGGAGGGCAAAGCGAAGAACAAGGACAUUGAGUUGGUGGUUGCGAAGGUUCUGAAGGGAUUGGGCGCGGAUCCGUUGUUGGCGCUUGACAGUGCUACUUCCCUUCCUGGAGAUGAUGACGGUACUGCCGACGACACCGGCAGUGAUGCUGGGGAUGACGACACUUGCGAGGACGAUGGUACUCCUGAUAACACCGGCGACGAUGCUGGGGAUGACGACACCUGCGAGGACGAUGGUACUCCCGAUGACGCCGGCGACGAUGCCGGAGACGACGAUACUUGCGAGGACGACGGUACCAACGAUGAUAACACUGGCGCUACCGUAAGUCCUAAGGCUACGACCGGCAACGCUACCGGCAAUAACAACACUGGCGGCAACAUAAGUCCUAAGGCUACGACCGGCAACGCUACCGGCAAUAACAACACUGGCGGCGCCGCAAGUCCUACCGCUGCGACCGGUAACGGUACCGGUAAUACUAAUACUAGCGGUGCCGUGAAUCCUACCGCUACGACCGGCAACGGUACCGGUAAUACCAACACUAGCGGUGCCGUAUAUCCUACCGCUACGACCGGUAACGAUACCAGCGAUGACGACACCUGCGAGGACGACGGCAACACCAAGACUACUGUCCGCCGCAAGGCCAGCAAGCUCGGCCGCAGGCAUGGUGGAUUGGACUUUGGCAGCUGUGGCACCCCCCAGAUCCAGUUCGCCAAGGGUUUGGAUGGUCGCGAGGAGGAGAGCUUCCAGCCUGUUAACGGACAGGAUUUCGACCACGAGAGUGCCUUGAACAUCCAGGUCAUCAGCGAGUUUGUUUGCCAGAAGCUGCAGGAUGAUUGCAAUGCGAGCAUCGAGGCGGUGGCUGCUUGCAAGCAGGCGAGCAGCGCUGCCAGCACUGCUGAGGGCCAGCAGGCUGCGUUCUUGUUCAAUGCCGCUCUUGGUGUCUAAAGUAUUUGGAUAGCUUUCUUCCGAAAAAUAUCGAGGAGGGGAAGGAGGGGAUUUGUUGACAUGUGUCUUGUUCGUAGGCAGUUCUUCUAUUCUUGUAUGCACUUUUUAAAUCAAACUUAAGCUGAGCGGU
Molecule: messenger RNA, 1704 nt
Organism: Neurospora tetrasperma FGSC 2508
Lineage: Eukaryota; Fungi; Ascomycota; Sordariomycetes; Sordariales; Sordariaceae
Exons: 3
Coding region: 192-1574 (460 amino acids)
Source: RefSeq, a predicted model, not a curated record